Messenger RNA from Rotaria sordida, 1143 nucleotides. NCBI's taxonomy places the organism in Eukaryota, Metazoa, Rotifera, Eurotatoria, Philodinida, Philodinidae. The record is from the annotation of a GenBank genome assembly.
AUGGACUUUAUUCAACAUCCAUCAUAUUCCGAACAAAUGCAUGAUAUUGGAUUGAUCUUAUCAAAAUUAACAAUGGAAAAUAUGAAUAAACUUUUGGAACGAUUUGAACUACAAUGCAUUUCUUUUGAACGUUUACAAACAUCAGGACGUAUUAAUUUGAUUUUUAAUUUAAAAGCUCAAUCAAAAACUUCUUCAUAUGUUGAAUUCAUACUAAAAAUAUCAAAUCCUCAUUAUUAUUGGAAAGAAUAUCGUAUUAAAAAUGAAGUUUAUACAAUGCAAUAUUUACUUGAACAUACAACAAUUCCUUUACCAAAAAUAUUUGAUUAUUCUAUUGAUUUUAAAACAAGUAUUUUAUCAUGUGAAUAUAUAUUAAUGGAAAAAAUUCAUGGAAAUACAUUAGAAUCUGUUAUUGAAAAAAUGUCUGAUCAAACUUUGAUUAAAACAGCAAUAGAAAUGACUGAUUAUAUUAAACAAUUACGUCAAAUAAAAUUACCACAAACAAAUAAAAUUGGUUCGUUUUGUAGUAAAGAAAUGUUUCUUGGUGGAUCUAUUGAAGAUGGUCCUACACUAGGACCAUUUAUUAAUUUAAAAGAAUAUAUAAUUCAACAUUUACAAUGGGCUAUACAACGAAUUCAAACAGAUAAACAAUUAUUUCAAAUUGGAGAAUAUUUAAUAUUAUCAUUACAAAAAAUAAUUGAUUGUGCUCAAAUAGAUUCAAAUUUGUCAAAUCCAGAGAUUAAAUUUCAUAUUACUCAUACAGAUUUAAAUUCAUCAAAUAUUUUAGUUGAUGAAAAUACUGGUAAAAUUUUAGCAAUACUCGAUUGGGAAAAAUCUGCAAUGACAUUUAAUAAUGAUGAUAUUGAAUUUCUUUCACAUUGGUUUGAAGAUAAUCAACGGGAUAAACAAUUUCAAUCACUUAUUCAACAAGAACAAAAUUAUCUUGACUUACUCAAUGAUACAUGUAAUAUGUACAAAAUACAAUCGUAUUUAGAUGUUAUGUAUCCAGCUAUGUAUGCCACAUUCUACAGUUGCACUUGGUUUGAAUAUGAACAAAUAGUGAUUGAACAUAUUAAACAAUUUUUACAAGAAACAGAAGAUGCUAUUAUUGCAUUCAAUAAGGAUAUCUUAGAUGAAAAUAAAUAA